GAGCAGGACAGGGGCGCGCGGGAGGCGCGCAGAGCUUUCGGGCUGCCAGCGCUCGCCGCGCCUGGGGAAUUGGGCUGUGGGCGAGGCGGCCCGAGCUGGCCUUUAUCGCUCGCCGGGCUCGUCGUUUGAAACUUUAUCAGCGAGUCUCGCCACUCGCCGCAGACGCGAGCGGGGGGCGGGGGCGCGGCGAGGCGCAGGCUGCCGUGACGAGGCGCUCCCGGCGCUGAGCGCUUCUGCUCCGGGCACGCAUGGCGCCCGCACACGGAGUCUGACCUGAUGCGGACGCAAGGGGGUUAAUAUGAACGCCCCUCUCGGUGGAACCUGGCUCUGGCUCCCUCUGCUCUUGACCUGGCUCACCCCCGAGGUCAGCUCUUCAUGGUGGUACAUGAGAGCUACAGGUGGCUCCUCCAGAGUGAUGUGUGACAAUGUGCCAGGCCUGGUGAGCCGCCAGCGGCAGCUGUGCCACCGACACCCGGAUGUGAUGCGUGCCAUUAGCCUGGGUGUCUCGGAGUGGACAGCCGAGUGCCAGCACCAGUUCCGCCAGCACCGCUGGAACUGCAACACCCUGGACAGGGAUCACAGCCUCUUUGGCAGGGUCCUGCUCCGAAGUAGUCGGGAAUCUGCCUUUGUUUACGCCAUCUCCUCAGCUGGAGUUGUAUUUGCCAUCACCAGGGCCUGUAGCCAAGGAGAAUUAAAAUCCUGUUCCUGUGAUCCAAAGAAGAAGGGAACCGCCAAGGACAGCAAGGGCACUUUCGACUGGGGUGGCUGCAGUGAUAACAUUGACUAUGGGAUCAAAUUUGCCCGAGCCUUUGUGGAUGCCAAGGAAAGAAAAGGAAAGGAUGCCAGAGCUCUGAUGAAUCUUCAUAACAACCGAGCUGGCAGGAAGGCUGUAAAGCGGUUCUUGAAACAAGAGUGCAAGUGUCAUGGUGUGAGCGGCUCCUGUACCCUGAGGACAUGCUGGCUGGCCAUGGCCGACUUCAGGAAAACGGGUGCCUAUCUCUGGAGGAAGUACAAUGGGGCCAUCCAAGUGGUCAUGAACCAGGAUGGCACGGGUUUCACUGUGGCUAACAAGAGGUUUAAGAAGCCAACAAAAAAUGACCUCGUGUAUUUUGAGAAUUCUCCAGACUACUGUAUCAGGGACCGAGAGGCAGGCUCCCUGGGUACAGCAGGCCGUGUGUGCAACCUGACUUCCCGGGGCAUGGACAGCUGCGAAGUCAUGUGCUGCGGGAGAGGCUAUGACACCUCCCGUGUCACCCGGAUGACCAAGUGUGAGUGUAAGUUCCACUGGUGCUGCGCUGUGCGCUGUCAGGACUGCCUGGAAGCCCUGGACGUGCACACGUGUAAGGCCCCCAAGAACGCUGACUGGGCGACCCCCACAUGACCCCAGCAGAGGUCACCAUCCACCUUCCCUCCUGCAAGGACUCCAUUGGAUCUGCAAGGACGCUGGACCUUUGGGUUCUCUCUGGGGGGAUGUUUCCUAAGGCAUAUGGCCUUUGUCUCAACAGAAGCCCCCUUUUCCUCCCCGGGGCCCUAGAACUGGGGGCCACGUGCUGCACAUAAAGCAUAUCUUAUUCUGUCUGUCUUCCUGCAUUCUGGGGGACCUCUCUUCCUAGUGAGUUCUCUUUGGAAAGGGCAUGACAGGCUGUUCCAGGGGGAGGCUGGCAGGCCCAGACCACUGUCUCCAUCCACCUAGACUUUUCCUCUUUCUAGAGCAAUUGGCCAGGCAGAAAAAAGAGUGUCUCAAAGGAGCUUUCUCUAUGUCUUCCAACAAAUGCUCCCAGUUAAAAAAUUCCAUACUUCCCUUCGAUGAAUAAAGAAAGCACAAUCAACUGCCACUGAAUUAACUUUAAUUCUUGAGAAAACCAAGCAAGGCUUUUGUCUGAUCAAGUGUUUUCAUAGCCACCAGCCCCAGGGGCCAUUGGUCAUUGCCUGGAGAAGGAUGGCUUUCAAUAAACUUCAGGUUUAAAAUGCAUAUUUUCCAAUAAAUGCCCACAAAUAUGGCCCUUAUUGCCAUAUUAAAAUCUGAUGUAGCAAGGUGAGAAUGUGUGUCCUUGGGUACAGUGGCAUGUUCGGUCUUCGCAAUAGCAAAAGCCUCAGAAAGCGACUGCUCUGCAUUACCAUCUCUCGAUAUAAAGAAUCUUUAGGGGAUGAGACCUCCUUCUCACUUAGGAUCUGAAGGGAAUUAAAAGAAGUUGGACGAUCUGACAGCAUUCUCUAACUGUUGGGUGAAUAUGGCAGAAAAUAAUUCAGUGCGUGGAAUAUCAGAAAAUGUGUCUGUACAGAUAAAGAAAAAAGAGGAGAAUAAAAUUCCUAUCUGGUAUUUUGCAUGUGACCCA
Molecule: messenger RNA, 2336 nt
Organism: Propithecus coquereli (Coquerel's sifaka)
Lineage: Eukaryota; Metazoa; Chordata; Mammalia; Primates; Indriidae
Gene: WNT2
Product: wingless-type MMTV integration site family member 2
Exons: 5
Coding region: 299-1381 (360 amino acids)
Biological process (GO): canonical Wnt signaling pathway; multicellular organism development; cell fate commitment
Cellular component (GO): extracellular region
Molecular function (GO): cytokine activity; frizzled binding
Source: RefSeq, a predicted model, not a curated record